CCAUGAACCGGUGUUUGGCGUUUGUUCUACUCUGUGGAUUGUCUUUGCGAUGCACCUUUGUAGCUGGUCUUACCAAGCUCAACGAGGUGUGCUACCCCCCUCUGGGCUGCUUUUCAACAGACCCACCCUUUGACGUUAACAUCCACAGGCCAGUGACCAGUACACCCGAGUCUCCAGAGACCAUCAAAACCGUAUUUAAACUGUACACACAAAAGAACCGCCAAAAACCAACCGACUUAAAGGCAACUCAAGCUGAGAAUGUCACCAAAAUCUGGUCAAACUUCAUAGUUCGUCCCGUGAAAGUGAUUAUCCAUGGAUACUACGAGGAUGUUUCAUUGGAUACUUGGAUGAAGAAAAUGAAGGAUGAACUAUUGAUCCACGGCGAUUACAAUGUCAUCAUAGUGGACUGGUCACUGGGUGCUAAGUCUACAUAUAGUAUAUCAGUUGCAAAUGCAAGGCUCGUGGGUGCCCAACUUGCUAGCGUUAUCCAGAAAAUUGUCGAUUCAGUUGGUAUACCACCCUUGCUGUUUCACAUUAUUGGUCAUAGCCUCGGAGCUCAUGUUGCUGGUUAUACUGGAGAAAAAAUCAAUGGACUGGGGAGAAUAUCAGGACUGGAUCCUGCAGGUCUUUACUUUGAAAAUACUGACCCAAAAGUUCGACUUGACCCUUCUGAUGCAAUCUUUGUGGACGUCAUUCAUACCGAUUGCAGACCUUUGCCUUACUUAGGUCUCGGAACAUUUCAAGCCUUGGGUCAUUACGACUUUUACCCAAACCUUGGCCAUGACAUGCCAGGCUGCCUCAGGAACCCAGUGACAGAUAUUAAAGAACUCGGACUUCGUGAAGGUGUGAAGGAAACGUUUGGCUGUAAUCAUAUCAGAUCAAUCACUUACUUCAUGGAAAGUAUCAACACAAAGUGUCCAUUCACAGCUUACCCAUGCAACGGAGAAGCUGAUUUCUUGUCAGGAGAAUGUAAGGUCUGCGGGGCUCAGAAAUGUGCAAGAAUGGGGUUCCAUUGCGAACCAUCUAACGGUGUGACCCAAACCUUUUACCUGACUACAGCUGGAUCCAAACCAUAUUGUCAGUAUCACUACGAGAUUAACAUCAAGCUCAGUACCCAGAAUUCUUUCUCAGAGAUGGGGAUUAUGUUUGCGUCUGCUAAAGGAACUUCCGGUGUUACCAAAACAUUUCAAAACCAAGAAAGUUCGACUCUCUUCAAGACUGACCAGACUCUACGACUCACUCUAACUCAUUCCUCUGAUAUCGGAGAGAUACAGUCCGUGACACUUCGCUGGGAGAGAGAAGCCGGAACUCUGGCCACCUUACUCUGGAACCUAUUCUGGCAAAUCCCUCAGAAGAUCUACAUCGAGCGUGUGCAGGUCUACACACCGGAAACAAAUAAGACAGUUGGGCUGUGCGCCUAUGAUCGAUCCAUGGAUCACGACCAAACACUUCUGAUUAACAGCAAGUGCUGAAAUAAAAAGACACAGGUCCAACGGAUUGGAGACGCAUCACUUAAAAGUCACUUGUUAGACCCAUGUACUUUAGUUCUUGUUUUUUUAAGUCUGUUUUUCCCAUCAAAACAUUCCUAUAUAUUUAAUGAU
Biomphalaria glabrata is the source of this 1601-nucleotide messenger RNA. Its product is annotated as pancreatic lipase-related protein 2-like. NCBI's taxonomy places the organism in Eukaryota, Metazoa, Mollusca, Gastropoda, Planorbidae. Bases 3 to 1472 code for a protein of 489 amino acids. Gene Ontology annotation, molecular function: protein binding; triacylglycerol lipase activity. The transcript is spliced from 12 exons. Gene Ontology annotation, biological process: lipid metabolic process. The record is from RefSeq and is a predicted model, not a curated record.